AUGACAAGAAGGUUGUCUUCAGGUAAUUUUCCCCAUGCACCACUGGAAUUGCCCCAAACUAAAACGGAUGCAUCCUCUAGUUCUCCAAUUAGUUCGAGAGGGGAAAGUAGCUUUUUUUCUUCAGUGAGAUCUCGCAAUAGGAACAACCGAACACCCCGUGAGUCACAAAGUUGCCAGGAAUUUGUGCAUGUAGUAGUUCGAUUGAAACCUCCCGCGUUUCACACUGACAACAGCACCGUUUUGCGAUUCUCUGUUGACUCUGGCACUUUAGGCACGCCUCGCACCGGCUCUCGUCGGAUCAGGAGUAUUCCGGAGAAUGUAGCUUGCCCUGCGAAUAACGUUGAGGAUGAAUCAGUUAGCCGUGGCAGGGCUCAACAAAACGAAGUUUUUUGCUCAUCAGGCAGUAAAUGUCUCAGUAGCCCCGCCAUAUCCGCGUUACCAGCAACGAUACCGUCAAACCAAAAUGGGUUGCCCCAAGCAUUGGCUUCCCCGCGGUUAGGUGUGGCUGGUGGGGGGAAAAUAUUGACUAUUGCUUUCCCCGCGUCGGAUGGCGCGAAGGAAGCGAAGCACAUGUAUGAGUUUGGGGAUGUCAUUGACCCCUCUGUAACAGAUGAGCAAAUGUGCAACUCGAUGGUUCCAGGCAUAAUAGAUCAGCUGAAGACCGGGUUUAACGCUUGUGUGCUGUGCUAUGGCCAAACGGGUAGCGGGAAAACGCAUACAAUAAACGUUCUCAUUCCCGCCUUUAUUACCGCCUUGUUUGAUGCUCUAGAUGCGGAGAACGACAUUGUAGAGGUGUCGUACAUACAAGUAUACAAUAACAAUGUUUAUAAUCUGCUUGGUGAAAAUAAGUCUGAGCACGGGGUAAUCUUGCACAAACCAAGGGGUACGUUGGUAACUGAACCGCGAUAUCUUUUGCGUGAUGCCGCAGAUGCAAAAUCAAAAAU
Molecule: messenger RNA, 944 nt
Organism: Trypanosoma cruzi
Lineage: Eukaryota; Euglenozoa; Kinetoplastea; Trypanosomatida; Trypanosomatidae
Product: kinesin, putative
Exons: 1
Biological process (GO): microtubule-based movement
Cellular component (GO): microtubule; kinesin complex
Molecular function (GO): ATP binding; ATP hydrolysis activity; microtubule binding
Source: RefSeq, a predicted model, not a curated record